Messenger RNA from Auanema sp. JU1783, 3822 nucleotides. The record is from the annotation of a GenBank genome assembly. NCBI's taxonomy places the organism in Eukaryota, Metazoa, Nematoda, Chromadorea, Rhabditida, Rhabditidae.
AUGAAGAAUCCGUACACUUAUGAAACAGAGUUCGAUAACUUGGGCACAGACGAUUCUAUUAUUGAUUAUUGUUACUUAUCGGAAAAUGGAUUCCUGCUCAUUUUUCUUCUAGCUUCGAAUGCUGAUUUACAAGCCUUUUAUGAAGUCGGGUCAACAGGUCCAAGGAAGAAAAUUGUGAAUUUAAGAAGUUUCAGUGACAGAAAUAUAAAUCCAAAAACCAUAUGUGUUGCUCCAGAUGCUAGUUUCAUAGUUCUUGGGUUGGCUGAUGGCGAUAUUUUAGUGAUUCCUUUGAAGAUUUUACUGGAUGUUACUUGGUCAACGAGUAGUGCACACUCCACAUUGCGCGCAGCACCAGUUUUGAUAAACUUUAUUUCACCUGGUGCUGAUUCGCUUCAAGUGAUCCCAACAUCAAUGAAGUGUUUCAUGACAAAGUUCCCUCCGAGACCAUCUGUAGUUUUAACGAACAAGAAGGGUUCCAUAUAUUUGAUAGAUUUGGAAUCUCGAAAAUGUGUAGCAGAGCUAACUGCACUGGAAAGUUUACAUAAAGUUGAUAUAAUUUCGAACCCCAGAGAAAUGACGACUGAUGUUUUGGUGACUAGCUUCAUGGGGGCACAAUGGAUAAUUCCUCUGGAAAAUAAUGGAAGAGGAUAUAACGAAGUUCUUACUACUUCCGAUACCAACGACUUCAAGAAACUAGAUUCGACUAUUUUUGAUCUUUCUGUUCAAAACUCAAAUUUGGUAGCCAUUAAAGAAGACACUGUACAACUAUAUCAAGACAUUUCCUUCAUAGAUCAAAAUAUUCUGAAAAGUUAUAAAAUUCCACAAGAUACACGCUUAGCUUUGUUCACUGAUGACGUCGUAUUUGUGGUUUCAGGACAGUCUGAGCUUAGAUCCGCUGUUCACUUUGGAUUGAAAUGCGUUCGGCUGGAUUACACAUUGGUCAGAAAUAUAGCAGAAUGGAGAAUCUUAGGACUUAUCCCACUGCCUAGGUUGCAUUUAUGCUUGUCCUCAUGCAUGAUUGUUAAUGAACGGGGAUUAAUGAAAUUAUUUCAAUGUUCAGAGUUAACUCUCGCUGAACUAGCAUCCGAAUUCUUAUUUCGCGUUCCUGUGUUUUCUAUGAACAAAGCGCUACAUGUAGCUGAAGCUUGCAGUAUCCAGUUUGCCGAGUUUAAGCGUUCAAUUAUUCCUUGUUUAUUGAAGUCACGCAAAAACACUAAGAUCUGCAAAAAAGAUUUGAGUAAAAUUCUCAUAAUAGCUAAAGUCUUAGAGAUAGCGAUGGAGGAACUUAUUGAUAUUUUCUCAGCUACGAGUCAUGAGAACUGUUUAUUAAGUCAGAUUCUCAGUAUAAUCGAUAAAAAUGUUAGAAGUCCAUUGCGAGUUCGAGUGAUCGAGUUAUAUGCUCGAAAAUGUUUGAAUGAAAGAGAUCGUGAUGAUUAUGAAACAUUUUGCCAGGAAAAUGAUGAGGAGUUGAGUUUAAUUCUAUCCCGGUUUCCGGAUGUAGUUUCCGAUAUUAAUAUACUCCUGCAAGUUCCGCUGUGGAAAAGUUCAUGUAUAAUAGCGGGGAGAAGCAGAGAAGCAACCGAAAAACUUAUUGAGUUCCUUUCAAAUAAUGGAGAGAAUAUUUGGAAAGGAGCUAGUCGUACAAUACGUUCGCAGGUACUCUCCUGUAUUUUUCAACUGGAUUGGUCCGGCGUGGAGAGCAUACACGGAGAAAGAAUUUUAAAUUUAUUAUGUGUAUGGCAAAAAGAUUUUCUGAGCUCUGCACAUUAUGAGCAUUGUGUUCGAAUAGCUGGCUAUUUCAGAACCAAGUUCCCACGACAAUCAUCUGCGUUGUAUCUCCUAUCCUCUGUAUAUCUGUUAAGUGAAUCACCAACUGAUUCCAAAAUUAGUUCUGUAAGUCGAAGAAUAACGUGCGGGCUGAACUCUUCCGCUGUCAUAACUCUAGAUGAUCGUGUUACCGUUUGGGGAGAUAUUAUAAAUAAACAGAGAGAUUUUAAUGAUGUCAUAAAUAUUUCACAAAGAUCGUCUUCCCCAGAUAGUUCCAAUUCACUCACUAACACUGUGAAAUUAUCCCAGCUUCCACACUCAAUAUACAUGGAAGGCAGACCACAUACAGUCGGUUGUGGUUCAGAACAUGUACUUGUUUUAACAACUUCAAAUCAGUUGUUUGCUUGGGGAACUAACAGAUACGGUCAAUGCGGUGUUGGUCAUAGUAAUCCUAUAAAUGAGCCUCAACUAUUGGACACAGUUUUGCCAGCUAUCAAAAGUAUUUCCUGUGGACAAUAUCACUGUGCUAUACUAUGCGAAGAUGCUAGUUUAUGGACAUGGGGAUGGGGAUUAUACGGUCAACUGGGGCAAGGUUCUCGAUUCAUCUCGGAUAUCUAUGUACCUACACAAGUGAAAUUAGACUCAUACUGUAUCAUCUCUGUAUCUUGUGGACGAGCUCACACUUUGGCUUUAACGGAUGAUGGGACUGUACUGAUAACAGGGAAUAGCUCGUAUGGGCAGUCUGGAUCCUCUGACGAUAUAAGGAAAAUAUAUCAGUUCCGUCCUAUCGAUAUAGGCGCGCAAUCACCGAAAUUCGUGAAAAUUGCAACGAAGUUUUAUCACUCUGUUGGAGUAACUGAUGACAACCGAAUUCUCGAAUGGGGUCGAAACCCCAGAGAACUAAAAAUGAAAACAUUCGUGAUGAAACGCAUGAAAAAUGCGAACAGAAUUAAAACAGAGGAAAGGACUAUCCCCAGAGAUUGCUUGGGUUGGCGUGAAACGAAACAUUUACUGAAUGGUCGAAUAGCGGACCUAUCCACAGGUCUUUCGCAUUCAGCCAUAAUAACAGAUUGUGGAUCCUUAUUUACUUGGGGAAAAGGAUUAGAUUAUCAGUUAGGUCAUGGGAGUAAAACUGAAAGAAGUGAACCUCACCAAGUUUUCGAACCUGUCAUUAUAAAGUGGAAGCACGUUGAAUGUGGCGGUAAUCAUACGAUUGCUGUGACUGAGGAUGGUCGAUGUUACGGAUGGGGUAGGAACGAUAUGACCCAAUGUGGAUUUCCUAGUAAUCAAAUUUGUUCGGCUCCAAGAAAAUAUUUUUACCAACCUAAAGACGGCACUAAGCGGUGUGUACAACUACCUGACGAUUCUUCGUUUGUGCAAAAGCCUUCUUUAAUUGCUGACAUUUAUGUGAAAUUAUCCGAACAUAAUAAUUCAUCUGUUUUUAAUCAGAAGGAGUUUUUUGAGCAGCUCGAGAAAGCAGAGUAUUCUCUUUUGAAAUUUAUAUCUCGACAUCUCGAACAGUCGAUAAGUCCGCAAUACCUUUUGUGCUCUCUUCCAGUGGCCUUCUGUCAUCUGUUGGCUGGUAAUCUUGACUAUGCCAUAGAUCAGAUAGGAAGGGCUACACAUGCUUAUGGAGAAACAGAAUCGGUGCUGGCCAUAACUUCUCUAGCCUGGGAGAUUUUAGCAAAUCAUGAGGAAGCUCAAACGAACUUAUUGCUUCAGAAAGCGUUUGAGAUACUCCCUUUAUCUAACACGCAAAGGAAUAGCUCUCAGCUACGUAACUUGUGGCCCAAUGUUUGGGCAACUGGAGAAUGUCAACGAGAUUUGUCAUCUAACGAAAAGUUAUCAAUUUUAGAGAAUUGGAUUCCAGAAAUGAAUAUUAUAAACAGCGUAGAGAUACCUAACACAUCUUUGCAAACGGGUUCGGUUCGUUUGCGCGUGUGGGGUCAAUGUGGACAUGUCGAGCCUGCUGCAGUGGGUAUUGUGCAGGAAUGUAGCAUAUGUACAGACGAAUGGCAACACAAAGUAGAAGCUGCAUUAGGAGAUACAGGAUGA